Spodoptera littoralis (African cotton leafworm) is the source of this 1404-nucleotide messenger RNA. The record is from the annotation of a GenBank genome assembly. NCBI's taxonomy places the organism in Eukaryota, Metazoa, Arthropoda, Insecta, Lepidoptera, Noctuidae.
AUGGGCAAUAAACUGGAUAAUGUGAAUUUUUUCAAUUGUUUUGUAGCUAGUGACUUACUGGACAGCCAUGUACUGGGCAACGACAAGCUUGCUGAACCAGCGAUGGAGAGAUCUACCAGGUUCAGUAUCGACGGCAAUAGUGUGGAUAUUGGAGAAAUAACAGAAUCCCCUGACACUGAAUACAUGAGUACUUCUGCUAUAUUACAUUACUGUAAAUCAAAGAUAUUGCUACCAUAUUUAAAAUUAUUAACUAUAAUGGGACUGCGACCGGUACUAGAUGUAUCGAACUCUUCCAAAUGCGCAAUAUGCUGCUCGCAUUUCCAUUCAAUACAAGUAGCAAUACUCAUGUUUAUAGGAUACGUUCUACAGUAUAUGGCUUGUUUCAGACGAGACAGAGGAUUUUGUUACAAGUUAGUUCCAUUGGCCUUAACAUCCAGCCUUGAGUAUGAGAACUAUAAGCAAGUGUGUUACGGAAAUGUUAUUUUCACCUAUAUUGGGCCCAGCAUACUGCACUUCGUGGGUUUUUUAUAUGCAUUAUAUUUGUUCAGAAUAUCUGAUAAUGAACAGUUGCAAAAUUUAAUGGAAAGGGUUUUUUUACUAUCCUCUUAUUCGCCUCAAGGAAUGCCCACCACUAAGCCUAAACGUUUACUACGCAUGUUGUGGUUUUUCAUAAUACUCAGCGUUAUAUGGAUGUGUCUGUCGUUAUGUUCAGUCAAUCUUAUGUUGGCUAAAGGCAAUAUUAUAUUUAGAUGGAUGGAAAAUAGUUCAUAUGAAAUAAGGAUGGUGUUAAAAGUGUUGCUAGUUAUAUGCACAUUGAUCCACGACAUGGUGCAGGCGACUAUAAUCACGAGCUAUUGCCUACAAGCACAGUUAUUACAAGCUCAUCUUAUGUUCCUCAAAGAACGGCUGCUGAACCGAACUAUAACUCCGCUCAACUGGAUGAGAGAGAUAGCAGAGUUCCGAAAACUAUUAAAAUAUCUGAACGACGACUUAGCCCCUGCGGUUUGUUUGUUCACCAUCGUGAAUAUCUCGUGGGCCACCUCUGGCAUCAUGUGGCUGCUCAACUUGGAUAAGGUAGAUACUGAGACAGAACCCUUGGUCGGCAUCAGCAUUCUAAACGAGCUCAUAUGGAUUUCAGCAGUUAUUGUACCGUUUGUUCAAGCCGCACGUUUGUCGAAAGAAUGCAGACGGACUCAGUCUGUGGGACAUGAGCUGUGCGUCCGUCCGUUUCUGCACCAGGACACUUCCCAGGAGGACAUCACGUCGGUACUCAUGUACGCGUCCACUCUACGUCUGCACGCGAAACUGUUCCACUACCCCAUCGCAGGUCGAUAUAUCUGUCUCGUACUAACCAUUACUGCGAUAGUACUCUUCUCUCUAGGCAUGUGUCAUCUAUUACAGUAG